Molecule: messenger RNA, 1408 nt
Organism: Solea solea (common sole)
Lineage: Eukaryota; Metazoa; Chordata; Actinopteri; Pleuronectiformes; Soleidae
Gene: fam167b
Product: family with sequence similarity 167 member B
Exons: 3
Coding region: 1-633 (210 amino acids)
Source: RefSeq, a predicted model, not a curated record
AUGGCCAAGAGGAAAGGAACUGGGCUUCUAACCAAGGUGUUGCUGGUUCUAUUCCCAGGAUGGUACACCACUCCUCAGGUGCAGAUGGAUCACACAGAGAGUGGAGAUGAGUCCUGUGAGGGAAACACCGAGGACCUGGACAGCGUCAAAGCGCUCACGGAGAAGCUGAAGCUGCAGACGCGCAGACCGUCGUAUCUGGAGUGGCAGGAGCGGCUCCAGAGCGGACCGUGGAAGGACAACUGCUCCGCCGGUGCAGACGGUGCGGGACCCGCGGUCAUUCUGCGCAACGAGAACUCACAGCUGGUUGUGCGCAACAUCUGCGGCUUUGACACCAUCGAUGACGCGUUGGAGUUUCUGAGAAAAGAGCUGCGGGAGAUGCAGGUGCAGGACAACCGUCUGGCCCGUCAGCUGAUCGGUCUGCGCGCGGAGAUCCACCGGCUCAAAGUGGAGCAGGUGUGCGACCGCCACAAGGAGAUGCUGGACGACGCGUCGUACGAGCUGGAGGAGUGCGACGAGGAGUCGGACCUGCUGUGUGACAUCCCCAUGAAGGCCGCCUUCGCUCUGUCCACCCCACUGAAACACCUGGGCCUCACCAAGAUGAACAUCAACUCCAGACGCUUCUCACUGUGUUAAACUCUCUCUGCAUUUCAUCACUGCCUCUGUGCUUGUAUGGACACAUUAUCACCAGGUUAUUUCCUCCUCUGAAGAUCUGGAGUGCCAGAUACCAGUGCCAGCAGUCAAAAUGAAAAUAACGACAUGCACGAGGAAGCUUCUGUGUGCAGACCUGUAUAUGAACACUCCCUUAAUGCCAGCACACCCUCUUGCUGGAUAGAGUCUGCACUGUAGUUACACAGUUUAAUGUGAACCCAAGUAGAAUAGACUGAUUUAGGUCAAUGGUAGUUAGGGUUUGGGAAGUAUAAGAUACUGACACAUAGACAAGUGUGCUUUUAGGCCUCACCUGAUAAAAAUCUACACAUGCUUUGAAUAUCAUGAGGAUAUGUUUACCAUGUUACCUCGCCAUUAGACAACAGCCCUUUACUCGUUCACUGAGGUAAACGCAAACAAGCAAACAAACGACACUGUCAACAGAGGAUCAGCAACCUGCGGCCGCAAAUGUAAACUUGUAAAUGUAAAAUUGCUAAGGUUUUCAGUUUAAUAAAAGAAUGUAAAAUUAGAGAUAUGGUCCAAUCUAAUCCAAUCCAACUUUAUUUAUAAGGCACUUUAAAAACAACAACAGCUGAAAACAAAGUGCUGUACAUCAGAGAUAAAUAAAAUAUAAAAACAUGAGACCUAAUAGACCUAAGAACAAACAAUAAAACAUACAAGUAAGAAUGAAAAAGAAAAGAUAAAACCAACUUCUCAUAUUGGGUUGAAAGCCAAAGAGUAAAAGUGUUAGUACGUCAUACAA